CCUGCCCCCCUCCCCCUCCUCAGCGCUUCGAUCCAAGAUGGCGGCGCUGAGCAGCAGCAGCAGCGCCGAGGGGGCCUCGCUCUUCAACGGGGACAUGGAACCCGAGCCGCCAGCGCCGCCCGGGGCCUGCUACGCGGGGGGCAGCGGCAGCGCAGGGGGAGACCCCGCCAUCCCGGAGGAGGUGUGGAAUAUAAAACAAAUGAUUAAAUUAACACAAGAACACAUAGAAGCCCUGCUGGACAAGUUUGGAGGAGAGCAUAAUCCACCUUCUAUAUACCUGGAGGCCUAUGAAGAGUACACCAGCAAGCUAGAUGCACUGCAACAGAGGGAGCAGCAGUUACUGGAAUCCAUGGGCAAUGGAACUGAUUUCUCUGUCUCCAGUUCAGCUUCAACAGAUACCGUCACAUCAUCGUCAUCUUCUAGUCUCUCUGUAGCACCUUCUUCCCUCUCAGUUUAUCAGAACCCUACAGAUUUGUCACGGAAUAACCCUAAAUCUCCACAGAAGCCUACUGUUAGAGUCUUCCUACCCAACAAACAGAGGACAGUGGUUCCAGCAAGAUGUGGAGUUACAGUCCGUGACAGUUUAAAGAAAGCUUUGAUGAUGAGAGGUCUCAUCCCAGAGUGCUGUGCAGUUUACCGAAUACAGGAUGGGGAGAAAAAGCCCAUUGGCUGGGAUACAGACAUUUCCUGGCUCACAGGCGAAGAACUGCAUGUGGAAGUCUUGGAGAAUGUACCUCUUACGACACACAACUUUGUACGAAAGACGUUCUUCACUUUAGCAUUCUGCGACUUCUGUCGAAAGCUGCUUUUCCAGGGGUUCCGUUGUCAGACCUGUGGAUACAAAUUUCACCAGCGUUGUAGUACUGAGGUGCCGUUGAUGUGCGUGAAUUAUGAUCAGCUUGAUUUGCUGUUUGUCUCCAAGUUCUUCGAACAUCACCCAAUACCACAAGAGGAGGCCUCCUUAGAGACGACCCCAGUAUCCGGAUCAUACACUUCAGUGGCCCACUCAGAUUCGCCCGGCCCACAGGUUCUCCCUGGUCCUUCUCCUUCAAAAUCCAUUCCAAUACCCCAGCCUUUCCGACCAGCAGACGAAGACCAUCGGAAUCAGUUUGGUCAACGAGACCGUUCCUCAUCUGCCCCCAAUGUCCACAUCAAUACUAUAGAGCCUGUCAACAUUGAUGAGUUGAUUAGAGAUCAAGGGUUGCGAGGAGAGGGAGCCCCUAUGAACCAGCUGAUGCGCUGCCUUCGGAAAUACCAAUCCCGGACUCCCAGUCCCCUCCUCCAUUCUGUCCCCAGUGAGAUAGUGUUUGAUUUUGAGCCUGGCCCAGUGUUCAGAGGCUCAACCACGGGUUUGUCUGCCACGCCGCCUGCCUCCUUACCCGGGUCCCUCACCAAUGUGAAAGCAUUGCAGAAAUCCCCGGGGCCUCAGCGAGAGAGGAAGUCUUCCUCCUCUUCAGAAGACCGGAGCAGAAUGAAAACUCUUGGUCGGCGAGACUCAAGUGAUGAUUGGGAAAUACCAGAUGGCCAGAUCACAGUUGGACAAAGGAUAGGGUCUGGGUCAUUUGGAACAGUCUAUAAGGGAAAGUGGCAUGGUGAUGUUGCAGUGAAAAUGUUGAAUGUUACAGCCCCCACCCCUCAGCAGUUACAAGCCUUUAAAAAUGAAGUAGGAGUGCUCAGGAAAACAAGACACGUGAAUAUAUUGCUUUUCAUGGGUUAUUCAACAAAGCCGCAGUUGGCUAUAGUUACGCAGUGGUGUGAAGGCUCCAGUCUUUACCACCAUCUACACAUCAUUGAGACCAAAUUUGAGAUGAUCAAGCUGAUAGAUAUUGCACGGCAGACAGCACAAGGAAUGGAUUACUUGCAUGCCAAGUCAAUCAUCCACAGAGACCUCAAGAGUAAUAAUAUAUUUCUUCAUGAAGACCUCACGGUAAAAAUAGGUGACUUUGGUCUAGCAACAGUGAAAUCACGAUGGAGCGGGUCCCAUCAGUUUGAACAGUUGUCUGGGUCAAUUCUAUGGAUGGCUCCAGAGGUAAUUAGGAUGCAAGAUAAAAACCCAUAUAGCUUUCAGUCAGAUGUGUAUGCAUUUGGGAUUGUUCUUUAUGAGCUGAUGACUGGGCAGUUACCAUAUUCUAACAUCAACAACAGGGACCAGAUAAUUUUUAUGGUGGGGCGAGGAUACCUCUCUCCAGAUCUCAGCAAAGUGCGAAGUAACUGUCCCAAAGCAAUGAAGAGGCUAAUGGCAGAAUGCUUGAAAAAGAAAAGGGAUGAACGACCCCUCUUCCCACAGAUCCUCGCCUCUAUUGAGCUCCUGGCCCGGUCGUUGCCAAAAAUUCACCGCAGUGCAUCUGAGCCCUCCUUGAACCGGGCUGGUUUCCAGACAGAGGAUUUUAGUCUGUAUGCUUGCGCUUCUCCAAAAACACCCAUCCAGGCAGGGGGAUACGGCGAAUUUGCAGCGUUCAAGUAGCCACGGCAACAUUGGCAGCAAAUCCACUCUCUCAUUUUUUUUAAAAAAAGUCUUGUGUUCCUACAGUUUCUUUUUAUAACAUCCAGACUCUUCUGCCCCUCAAAAAAAAAAAAAAAA
Messenger RNA from Lacerta agilis (Sand lizard), 2581 nucleotides. RefSeq names its product B-Raf proto-oncogene, serine/threonine kinase (gene BRAF). The transcript is spliced from 20 exons. NCBI's taxonomy places the organism in Eukaryota, Metazoa, Chordata, Lepidosauria, Squamata, Lacertidae. The record is from RefSeq and is a predicted model, not a curated record. Gene Ontology annotation, molecular function: protein kinase activity; ATP binding. Gene Ontology annotation, cellular component: cytosol; mitochondrion; plasma membrane. Gene Ontology annotation, biological process: protein phosphorylation; signal transduction. Bases 38 to 2464 code for a protein of 808 amino acids.